AUGGAAAGGAACUUUGUCGAAGAGAUGGCUGCAUUGACCGACCCAUACGGCGCCACGGGCCAGCUGACCCUGAAGUGGGACCCCAAGAACCUGGAAAUACGCACAACCUCCGUGGAACGCACCCUGGAGCCGUUAGUGCUGCAAGUGACGACGCUGGUGAACAGCAAAGACAAGACUGCCAAGAAGAAGAGACCUGGCAAGUCUAAACGCGCGAGCGCCCUAGUGGCUACCGUGGAGCGUGCGACGGAGAUCUUCAUCGAGCGAGGGCAGACCAUCGCUUACGAGAACCCUGAGAUAACCCAGGAGAUGCUGGCCGCGGUGGAAGAGGUCAGGAAGGCUGGUGCCGCCAUGUCGCUGGCGGCGCGCGAGUUCUCCGAGGAGCCGUGCGCUUCUGCGGUGCGAGGCGCGAUGGUGAGGGCGGCCAGGGCUCUGCUCUCGGCCGUCACGCGGCUGCUGAUCCUCGCCGACAUGGUGGACGUGCACCUGCUGUUGGCGAAGCUGCGCGCGGUGGAGACGGACCUGGACAAGCUGAAGUCGGCCUCGUCGCAGUCGGAGCUGGUGGAGUCGGCGCGCCAGCUGGGGCGGUCGGCGAGCGAGCUGGCCGCGCAGGCCGCCAAGCGCCAGAGGGAGCUCAAGGAGCCGCGCGUCAAGGACGAGCUGGCGGCGGCCAGGGCGGUGCUCAAGAAGCACUCCACCAUGCUGCUCACGGCCUCCAAGGUGUACGUGCGCCACCCCGAGCUGGCGGCGGCCAAGGCCAACCGCGACUUCGUGCUGCGCGCCGUGUGCGCCGCCGUCGACACCAUCUCGGCCGUGGCGCAGGGCACCGACCUGCCGCCCAAGGGCAACAACCGCCCUCCGAUCGAGGGUCCCGGCGAACUGGCUCAGGCGCUCGACGACUUCGACGAGCGCAUGGUGAUGGAGCCGCUCGCCUACUCGGAGCUGCGCACUCGACCCUCGCUGGAGGAGCGGCUGGAGUCCAUCAUCUCCGGGGCGGCGCUCAUGGCGGACAGCUCCUGCACCAGGGACGAGCGUCGCGAGCGGAUAGUGGCCGAGUGCAACGCGGUGCGGCAGGCGUUGCAGGAGUUGCUGCACGAGUACAUGACCAACGCCGGCAAGGCGGAGCAGUCGGAGGGGCUGGAGCGCGCCAUCGAGCACAUGUGCCGCAAGACGCGCGACCUGAGGAGGCAGCUGCGCAAGGCCGUCGUCGACCACGUCUCCGACAGCUUCCUGGAGACGAACGUGCCGCUGCUGGUGCUGAUGGAGGCGGCGCGAAACGGCAACGAGAAGGAGGUGGAGGAGUACGCCGUGGUCUUCACAGAACACGCCAACAAGCUGGUCGAGGUCGCCAACCUGGUCUGCUCGAUGUCCAACAACGAGGAUGGUGUGAAGAUGGUGCGCCACGCUGCCGCCCAGAUCGAGGCUCUCUGCCCCCAGGUGAUAAACGCGGCGCUGGUGCUGGCCGCGCGCUGCCGGUCGCGCGUGGCGCAGGAGAACGGCGCCGCCUUCGCCGCCGCAUGGGACCGGGCCGUGCGGCUGCUCACGCUCGCCGUCGACGACGUCACCACCAUCGACGACUUCCUCGCCGUCAGCGAGAACCACAUCCUGGAGGACGUGAACAAGUGCGUGGUGGCGCUGCAGGAGGGCGACCCCGACUCGCUGGAGAGGACCGCCGGCGCCAUCAGGGGCCGCGCCGCCAGGGUGUGCUCCGUCGUCACCCAGGAGAUGGACAACUACGAGCCGUGCAUCUACACCAAGCGGGUCCUGGAGGCGGUCACCGUGCUGCGAGACCAGGAGGUGUCAGAGAAGACAUUGAAU
Messenger RNA from Iphiclides podalirius (scarce swallowtail), 1815 nucleotides. NCBI's taxonomy places the organism in Eukaryota, Metazoa, Arthropoda, Insecta, Lepidoptera, Papilionidae. The record is from the annotation of a GenBank genome assembly.